AAAUAACCACUAAUCAGCAGCACCAAUGGCUUCCUCUCUGAAUUUGGGUUCUAUUCCUUCUUCCUCUAUACAUCUCCAAUGGCCUUGUAGAAAGCCCAACAUUGCCUGCUCUUUACAAACUCCCUCCAUUCUUCAUUUGCCUAAACAAUCAUCGCCUGAUUACUCUGAUCACACUUGUUCCACCGUGAAUACUCAGCCCCAGCAAUGGAAUCCUUUUCAAAGAGCGGCGGCUAUGGCUUUAGACGUGGUGGAGAAUGCUUUGGUUUCUCACGAGCGUCACCAUCCUCUUCCCAAAACAGCUGACCCCAUUGUUCAAAUAUCUGGAAACUUUGCUCCUGUACCGGACCAACCGGUCAAGCGUAGGCUCCCUGUUACCGGAACAAUCCCGGAAUGCAUAAAAGGAGUCUACGUUCGAAACGGAGCCAACCCGCUUCACGAACCCGUCGCCGGUCAUCAUUUCUUCGAUGGGGAUGGGAUGGUUCAUGCGGUUCAGUUAAAAAAUGGUUCAGCUAGCUAUGCUUGUAGGUUCACUGAGACCAACCGUUUCGUUCAAGAACUAGCUUUGGGGCGUCCGGUUUUCCCCAAGGCCAUCGGUGAACUCCAUGGCCACUCCGGAAUAGCUAGACUGUUGCUUUUCUAUGCUCGUGGCUUAUUUGGUCUUGUUGAUCCGAGCCAUGGCACCGGCGUUGCAAACGCUGGACUUGUUUAUUUCAAUGGUCAUCUCCUUGCCAUGUCUGAAGAUGAUUUGCCUUACCAUGUUCGUGUCACUAAAUCAGGGGACUUGGAAACCGUUGGCCGAUAUGAUUUUGAUGGUCAGUUGAAAUCUACAAUGAUUGCUCACCCUAAAGUUGAUCCUCAAACGGGUGAAUUGUUUACUCUUAGCUAUGAUGUUAUCCAAAAGCCGUAUCUUAAGUACUUUCGGUUCUCGCCGGACGGUAAGAAAUCUCCCAACGUCGAAAUUCCAGUUGACGGUCCAACAAUGAUCCACGAUUUUGCCAUCACCGAGAACUUUGUAGUGAUCCCUGACCAGCAAGUGGUGUUCAAAUUGCUUGAAAUGAUUCAUGGUGGCUCACCGGUUGUUUAUGACAAGAACAAGAUGUCGAGGUUUGGGAUAUUGGCGAAGAAUGCCACUGAUGCUUCGGGGAUCAAGUGGAUUGAGGCACCUGAUUGCUUUUGUUUCCAUCUUUGGAAUGCUUGGGAAGAGCCAGAAACUGAUGAAGUUGUUGUAAUUGGCUCUUGCUUGACACCCCCGGACUCCAUUUUCAAUGAAUGUGAUGAGAGUCUCAAGAGCGUUCUAUCCGAAAUCCGAUUGAAUUUGAGGACUGGCAAAUCGACACGCCGCCCCAUCAUUUCGGAUUCUGAACAAGUUAACUUGGAGGCAGGGAUGGUUAACCGAAACUUGCUCGGAAGAAAAACCAUGUUUGCAUAUUUAGCUCUUGCCGAGCCGUGGCCUAAAGUGUCAGGGUUUGCCAAAGUUGAUCUCUCAACCGGACAAGUUAAAAAAUACAUCUAUGGAGACCAAAGGUAUGGCGGUGAGCCUUUGUUCUUUCCUCGAAACCCCAAUUCCGAGAACGAAGAUGACGGUUACAUCCUGGCCUUUGUUCACGACGAGAAGACCUGGAAAUCGGAACUGCAGAUUGUGAAUGCCAUGAAUUUACAGUUAGAAGCCAAAGUGAAGCUUCCAUCUCGAGUUCCAUAUGGUUUUCACGGAACAUUCAUAAGCUCCAAGGACUUGGAGAAGCAGGCCUAAUUCAACCUCAAUAGCCUUGUUAUCGUCAAUUUUUCUAGAUGAUUUAACAGGUUAAAAGGAAGAGAGAUUUACCAUAGGGAUGUUUGCAUAUACUCCCCGGAAUCUCUAACCCUGUUUUUUUAGGGUAGUCCUUUGGUUUAUUUCAAUAUGAAAGCCUUAAAGAGACCAGCUUGUAGCUUUUGUGUAUAGGAAAUAUUGAAGCUCAGCUGAUCCUUGUUUAUUCUUUUACUUGUGUGCAUAGAUUACAUGGAGUUAUGUAUACAUUGUGUAAUUUCACUGUAAUUCUCUGUUUUGUUGUAAA
Molecule: messenger RNA, 2051 nt
Organism: Hibiscus syriacus
Lineage: Eukaryota; Viridiplantae; Streptophyta; Magnoliopsida; Malvales; Malvaceae
Product: 9-cis-epoxycarotenoid dioxygenase NCED1, chloroplastic-like
Exons: 1
Coding region: 26-1750 (574 amino acids)
Biological process (GO): carotene catabolic process
Cellular component (GO): chloroplast stroma
Molecular function (GO): carotenoid dioxygenase activity
Source: RefSeq, a predicted model, not a curated record